Messenger RNA from Saccoglossus kowalevskii, 401 nucleotides. RefSeq names its product ATP-dependent DNA helicase Q4-like. Gene Ontology annotation, cellular component: chromosome; nucleus; cytoplasm. The record is from RefSeq and is a predicted model, not a curated record. Gene Ontology annotation, biological process: DNA replication; double-strand break repair via homologous recombination. Lineage: Eukaryota; Metazoa; Hemichordata; Enteropneusta; Harrimaniidae. Gene Ontology annotation, molecular function: zinc ion binding; nucleic acid binding; four-way junction helicase activity.
GUGGUAAGAAGAAACCAUUGACUGUGAACAGUGUUGAGUCGUACCAUGCUGGUAAAAGUUCCUCUGAGCGGCGACGCAUACAGAAUCAGUUCAUGUCUGGACAACUUCGUAUUGUUGCAGCCACAGUAGCGUUUGGUAUGGGAUUGGAUAAGUCCGAUGUCAGAGCUAUCAUUCAUUUUAAUCUGCCAAAAACGUUUGAGAGUUACGUGCAAGAAAUUGGCAGAGCGGGAAGAGAUGGGGAACCAGCACAGUGCCACUUGUUUCUGGAUCCAGAGGGUCAUGAUCAACGUGAACUGAGAAGAUUCAUCUAUGGUAACAGUGUCGAAAGAAACACUGUGAAGAAGCUGGUGAGGAAAGUAUUUCAGAAGUGUAAAUGUCGGCAGAUAUAUCAACGACAGCAG